This is a messenger RNA of Microplitis demolitor, 416 nucleotides long. RefSeq names its product DNA-directed RNA polymerases I, II, and III subunit RPABC4 (gene Rpb12). Gene Ontology annotation, biological process: DNA-templated transcription. The record is from RefSeq and is a predicted model, not a curated record. Gene Ontology annotation, molecular function: DNA-directed RNA polymerase activity; zinc ion binding; DNA binding. The coding region runs from base 142 to 318 and encodes 58 amino acids. The transcript has 3 exons. Gene Ontology annotation, cellular component: RNA polymerase III complex; RNA polymerase I complex; RNA polymerase II, core complex. Lineage: Eukaryota; Metazoa; Arthropoda; Insecta; Hymenoptera; Braconidae.
CACUCUCUGAGGUGCUGCCUCUGAUGGCAAUUAUUUUAAAUACAACAAACGUUUGCUAAGAGCGUGUUCUUUGUUUUUAAUAUUUGUUAAUUGAUAAUUAACUUGUUUUUUGUAAUUAAAUUAAUUUAUUUAUUAUUUAAAAUGGACGCGUCAAGUAAAUCUGAUUCGACACCCAAACAGGCUAUGAUUUAUGUUUGUGGAGAAUGUCAUCACGACAAUGAAAUUCGUCCAAAAGAUUCAAUCAGAUGCCGAGAAUGCGGAUACAGGAUCAUGUAUAAAAAACGAACAAAGCGUCUUGUCGUAUUCGAUGCCCGUUGAGUUCCAGUGCAGUUUUGCGGCCAACAACCUGUGUAUUAUAAUUAUAUUUAUUAAAGUAAUUUUUAAUGAUUUAAAUAAAUGAUAUUUCGUUAAGCAAU